This is a messenger RNA of Portunus trituberculatus (swimming crab), 1654 nucleotides long. RefSeq names its product glutamate receptor ionotropic, delta-1-like. The record is from RefSeq and is a predicted model, not a curated record. Gene Ontology annotation, molecular function: glutamate-gated receptor activity. Gene Ontology annotation, cellular component: membrane. Bases 1 to 1620 code for a protein of 539 amino acids. Lineage: Eukaryota; Metazoa; Arthropoda; Malacostraca; Decapoda; Portunidae. The transcript is spliced from 10 exons.
AUGGCGUCGUGGAUGGUCGUGGUGGUGGUGGUGAGUGACGACCCAGUCUUCCUGGCCGCCUUCGCCCAACAGGCCCGUGAGGGUCGCCUGCUGGUGUGGGCCACGAGGCUCAUAGUGGUGAGCCGCCGUGCACUGCACAGCCUCCACCCGCUCCACCAGAUUCUGUCCCUUACCAACUCUCUCCUGCUGCUGGUGGAUGGUGCAGCGGGGGUGGCCAGGGCUUCCGUGAAGGCAGUGCUGCCUUUCCAACGUCCCAGAGACGCAGUGCUGUGGAGAGCGUCUUGGACGGUGGGCAAUGGUCUCCAGUUACGUCAGCCGCUCUUCUGGGAUAAAUUCAACAAGUUUUCCAAGGAAACAAAAUUACUGGUGGCAAUGGAACAAAACGACAAACAUACAGUGGUGAUGGUUCCAGACCCAACGGCCCCAGGCGGUAAACGGCCAGAGUUUAAGGGCUACAUGAUCAAUGUCAUUGAUUACUUGUCGCAAGGACUUAACUUCUCGUGCACGUUCCGGCGGCCACCAGAUGGUGUGUGGGGAAUGAAGCUCAAGAACGGUUCUGUGAUCGGCAUGGUGGGCCAGGUCCAAAGGGAGGAAGUGAAUAUGGCUUUAGGACCUUUCACUAUCAACGCCGCCAGGUACGAAGCUGUGGAUUUCACUUGGCCGGUUGUCUACAUGCGUGUCAAGGUGUUCGCUGGUCGGAAGACUCCUGAAAUCGAUCCGUGGGGCUUCUUGCUGCCCCUCGGCCGCUGGGUGUGGGCGAUGGUGUUCGCCUUCCUUCUGCUGCUGGCUCUCGUCUCCUUCCUUCUCUCAUCCAAGUUCUCCCCACAUGAUGUAACCUCAGAAAACCUUCUCUACUUUACCAGCAUUAUGCUUCGUCAGUCCGUGUCUUUGGGCGGUGGCGGGUGGAUGUGGCAGCGCGUGGUGCUGGGCAUGUGGAUGCUGAUGACCAUGGUGCUGACGCGGAGCUACGAGGGCAACCUUAUGUCGCUGCUGGCUGUGAGAUACCUGCCCCAGCCCUACCAGACCCUCAGGGAUGUGUUGGACGACCCCUCGAUGGUCAUGGUCUGGUUUAAACAAGGUGCCACCAUGCAAGCAGUUAUGGAUUCUACAUCUGGAAUCUUGCACGAGGUGAAGCAGAGUGAAAAAAAAGGGCGUCUUAUUUUUCUGUCCUCGGCUGAGUACGACAACAUCCUCAACGACCUCAUAGAACAGAAGAAAGUGAUAGUUGACUUCGACACAAUAACAACGGUCUUGAGAAACAGAUACUUCUCUCGUACAGGGCGGUGUGAUUUCUACACGGGAUCUGAAACUAUCAUGGCUAACCCAUUAGCACUUAUCAGCCAGAAGGACAGUCCCCUCAUUCCACCCAUCAACACGCGGCUAAUGCACACGGUAGAAGCUGGACUAUACAAGUAUUGGAGAGUGGACGCCAACCCGAACUCCAGUUCAUGUGAGCGAGUGCCAACCAAGAUCACCGUCAGUUCGUCCUUUUCGCUCAGGCAGUGCUGGGCAAUGGUGGUGGUGCUUGUGGUUGGCCUGAGCAUGGGUUUGGUAACACUUUGCCUGGAAGUGAUGCUCCUCCAAGUCUUUACUUACAGACCCUGUGGAGCUGAGACCUAGCUUCCAUGGACGACUUUUACGCGCCUAGGUGCUU